AUGGGUAAAGAUCGAACUGGUGUCGUAUUUGCCCUCAUUCUAUCUCUUGCUGGUGUCUCCCGCGAAGUCAUAGUUGCAGAAUAUAGUUUGAGCGAAUCGGCUCUGAAACAACACCUACCUCAGAUGUCUAAGCUGGUUCAGAAAUCAAUGCCCCAUGGUGUCGACAAAUCCGAUGUUGAGAUCAUGGCACAGCAAGUUAUAAAAUCCAGUUCGGAUUUCAUGUUACUUACACUUCAAAUGAUCGAUGAUGAAUUCGGUGGCGUUACGGAAUACCUCAAGAGCCAAUGUGGUUUGACCGAGGAUGACAUUUGCGAGAUCCAAAAUCUGCUCUUAGAAAAUAGUAUCUGA
Messenger RNA from Penicillium malachiteum, 348 nucleotides. Its product is annotated as tyrosine-protein phosphatase. The transcript is spliced from 2 exons. Bases 1 to 348 code for a protein of 115 amino acids. NCBI's taxonomy places the organism in Eukaryota, Fungi, Ascomycota, Eurotiomycetes, Eurotiales, Aspergillaceae. The record is from RefSeq and is a predicted model, not a curated record. Gene Ontology annotation, molecular function: phosphoprotein phosphatase activity.